CUCAACUCGCCGCCUUGCUAAGUCGUUAAUCUCUGUGGUCUCUGCCGUCAUCAAGCUUCUGUAAGGGGUAACAGUAACAGGUUCGAGCAUCAACAAUGGCGCCUGUGAGAACUACAGGCGCUGUUGUGGGCGUGGCUGCCUUAUUCGUCUCAGUCGCACUCUCCUAUCUCAUCUGCGACCGACGCUCUAAAUCUUCCUCUAAGAACACCCGCUUGACUUUGUCAAAGGAGAAAUCGAGGAAGGGGCUGAUUGAUGCUAUUGGUAAUACGCCUUUAAUUCGAAUCAAUAGCCUCUCUGAAGCCACUGGUUGUGAAAUUCUUGGGAAGUGCGAGUUUUUGAACCCUGGAGGGAGCGUGAAAGAUCGAGUUGCAGUGAAAAUCAUUGAAGAGGCUUUAUCAUCUGGCCAGCUACGCCCAGGUGGAAUUGUUACUGAAGGGAGUGCUGGAAGCACUGCUAUUAGCCUUGCUACUGUUGCCCCUGCCUAUGGAUGCAAAUGCCAUGUAGUUAUCCCAGAUGAUGCUGCAAUUGAAAAGGCUCAGAUGAUUGAAGCCCUAGGAGCUACUGUUGAAAGAGUUAGACCGGUAUCAAUUACUCACAAAGACCAUUUUGUAAAUGUUGCAAGAAGACGGGCAUCAGAAGCAAACGAGUUUGUCUCAGAAAAUAUAAACAAAUCACAAAUGAAUGGUGGGAACAUUAAACCAAUUAAUGGUUACAGAGCUGAUGGAGACAGCCACAAUUCAGCUUUUCCCGUGGAUUGUCAAGGUGGUGGCUUCUUUGCUGAUCAGUUUGAGAAUUUGGCAAACUUUAAGGCGCACUUAGAGGGUACAGGACCUGAGAUCUGGGAACAGACGAAUGGAAAGUUGGAUGCAUUUGUUGCAGCAGCUGGUACUGGUGGCACGUUGGCUGGUGUUUCUAGGUUUCUUCAGGAAAAGAAUCCAACCAUCAAGUGCUUCCUCAUAGAUCCUCCUGGUUCUGGUUUGUUCAAUAAGGUAACAAGGGGGGUGAUGUACACCAAGCAGGAAGCAGAAGGAAAAAGACUCAAGAAUCCAUUUGAUACCAUAACAGAAGGAAUUGGAUGCAACAGGAUAACAAAGAACUUUAUGAUGGCCAAAGUUGAUGGUGCUUUUCAAGGCACAGAUAUGGAGGCUAUUGAAAUGUCCAGGUUUCUUUUGAAGAACGAUGGACUAUUUCUUGGGAGUUCUUCGGCAAUGAAUUGUGUAGGAGCAGUUAGAGUAGCUCAGUCGCUUGGCCCUGGUCAUACAAUUGUAACCAUUCUCUGCGACAGUGGAAUGAGACAUCUGAGUAAGUUCCAUAACCCUCAAUACCUGUCUCAGCUUGGCAUGACUCCUAAAGCAACCGGAUUAGAGUUUCUUGGUAUCAAAUGAGAAUGUCAAAUUCAAAAUUCCAUUGCUCCAACCUAUUGUACUGCUGCCCCAUUGCUUCGUGGCCUGUGAUCUUUCUAAAUCAGAAUCGAAUGCAGCUGAAUUGUGUGAGAAAAAGAGACGAGAGAGUGACUGUGAGCAGGCUUCACUUUGGUAAGACUUACAAUGAAGGCACAGAAGUGGGUCUCAUUUCUCUCUCUCUCUCAUCACUUCAGUUAAAUUAUUACUUUAGAAGAUUUAGGCAUGAUCUUUGUGGGCGUCCGAUGAGUGUGCCUCCUUGAACUUUGAGCUGGGUUUCUGUCGAGAUUUGUUGCCACGUAAGCAUAAGUGCCUAUCAUAAGUGGAUGGCACCAUAAGCCGAGGCUUGGGGAGUUUUGCGAGAAGAAAAAAUCGGAUUUCGUGUAAGACUGUUAUUCGUUUUUCACUAGACUAAUUAUUUCUCCAUCGCUCAAAUGCGAGCGAACGGUUAUGCAUUCUCUGUCCGUGGAAUUUGGCUAAUUCAAAUUGCCUGAGAAUAGUGUGAUGGAUGAAGAGUUCAAGUCUUUUACUUUGGAA
Messenger RNA from Prosopis cineraria, 1937 nucleotides. Its product is annotated as cysteine synthase 2. The record is from RefSeq and is a predicted model, not a curated record. The coding region runs from base 96 to 1385 and encodes 429 amino acids. The transcript is spliced from 6 exons. Gene Ontology annotation, cellular component: cytoplasm. Gene Ontology annotation, molecular function: cysteine synthase activity. Lineage: Eukaryota; Viridiplantae; Streptophyta; Magnoliopsida; Fabales; Fabaceae.